AUGGGGUAUAAAAGUACAAAAGAUGCUUUUGAAAAUGCUGCUGAAAAUGGAAAUCUUGAAGUAAUUAAACAUUUACAUGAAUUAGGGUAUAAAGGAAAAGGACCGGCACUUGAUUGUGGAUAUGAAUCAGGGUAUAAAGUUACAGAAUUAGCAAUUGAUAGCGCUGCAGAAAAUGGUCACCUUGAAAUUAAUGAAAUAUUAAAAGAAUAUGGGUAUAAUAAUUGUGAUAAUAAAAUUGAUUUUGUUGCAAAAAAAGGUAGACUUGAUCUAAUUAAAAUAUUAAUUCAAAAAGGAGAACAAGGGACAAGUUGGACAAUUGAUAAUGCUGCUAAAAGUGGAAAUUUAGAUAUGGUAAAAUAUUUACAUGAAUUAGGGUAUAAAGGGACAAAAGAUGCAAUUGAUAAUGCUGCUAAAAGUGGAAAUUUAGAUAUGGUAAAAUAUUUACAUGAAUUAGGGUAUAAAGGGACAGGAUGGGCAAUUAAUAAUGCAGCAAGAAAAGGAAAUUUAGAUAUGGUAAAAUAUUUACAUGAAUUAGGGUAUAAAGGGACAAAAGAUGCAAUUGAUAAUGCUGCUAAAAGUGGAAAUUUAGAUAUGGUAAAAUAUUUACAUGAAUUAGGGUAUAAAGGGACAGAAUGGGCAAUUAAUAAUGCCGCAAGAAAAGGAAAUUUAGAUAUGGUAAAAUAUUUACAUGAAUUAGGGUAUAAAGGGACAAAAGAUGCAAUUGAUAAUGCUGCUAAAAGUGGAAAUUUAGAUAUGGUAAAAUAUUUACAUGAAUUAGGGUAUAAAGGGACAGGAUGGGCAAUUAAUAAUGCAGCAAGAAAAGGAAAUUUAGAUAUGGUAAAAUAUUUACAUGAAUUAAGUAGAAAUCUUGAAGUACUAAAAUAUUUACAUGAAUUAGGGUAUAGAGGAACAGAUAUUGCAAUUGAUUUUGCUGCUUCAAGUGGAAAUCUUGAAGUACUAAAAUAUUUACAUGAAUUAGGGUAUAAAGGAACAGAAGAUGUAAUAGAUGAAGCUGUUGAAAGUGGAAAUCUUGAAGUACUAAAAUAUUUACAUGAAUUAGGGUAUAAAGGUACAAAAGAUGUAAUAGAUAAAACUGUUGAAAGUGGAAAUCUUGAAGUACUAAAAUAUUUACAUGAAUUAGGGUAUAAAGGUACGGUACGGGUAUUUGAUAAUGCAGCAAGAAAUGGAAAUUUAGAUAUGGUAAAAUAUUUACAUGAAUUAGGGUAUAAAGGUACGGUAUGGGUAAUUGAUUAUGCUGAUGAAAGUGGAAAUCAUGAACUACUAAAAUAUUUACAUUCUAUUGGAUAUAAAUAA
This is a messenger RNA of Hydra vulgaris (swiftwater hydra), 1314 nucleotides long. The record is from RefSeq and is a predicted model, not a curated record. NCBI's taxonomy places the organism in Eukaryota, Metazoa, Cnidaria, Hydrozoa, Anthoathecata, Hydridae.